Molecule: messenger RNA, 2865 nt
Organism: Hippopotamus amphibius kiboko
Lineage: Eukaryota; Metazoa; Chordata; Mammalia; Artiodactyla; Hippopotamidae
Gene: KBTBD12
Product: kelch repeat and BTB domain containing 12
Exons: 6
Coding region: 187-1905 (572 amino acids)
Molecular function (GO): protein binding
Source: RefSeq, a predicted model, not a curated record
CUCAGGGCCCCGAGUCGCCCGCCCCCGCGGGAUGCCCGAGCAACUAAGGAGCUCUGUGCAUGUGAAAGGCUCUGGAAUGUUACAGGACCGUCUCUAUUGCUUGGUGAGUAAUCAGACAUGUAAGUAGGCCCUCAAGAAGCAAGCUACAUUUAAAGAAGGCUUAUUUGAAUCAUUGGAGAGGACACCAUGGAGUGCAAGACUGAGGGGAAAGAAAAAUACCAACACAGCUUGAAUCUACUGAAUAAAAUUAAGAACAUGAAAGAGUUAGCAGAGAUCAUUGAUGUUGUACUCAUUGCAGAAGGGGAGAAAUUUCCUUGCCACAGACUGGUUCUGGCUGCGUUUAGUCCUUAUUUCAAAGCGAUGUUUACCUGUGGACUACUUGAGUGUACUCAGAGGGAAGUCGUACUUUAUGACAUCACAGCAGAGAGUGUGUCGGUGAUAUUAAAUUACAUGUAUGACGCGGCUUUGGAGAUCAGUAACGCCAACGUGCAGACGGUGGCCAUGGCCGCCUACUUCAUGCAGAUGGAGGAAGUCUUCCGUGUGUGUCAGAAGCACAUGAUGGACCACAUGGAUGCCUCAAACUGUCUGGGUAUCUAUUAUUUUGCAAAGCAGAUCGGAGCUGAAGAUUUAGCUGAUCAGUCAAAGAAGUAUUUGUAUCAGCACUUUGCUGAGGUGAGCUUACAUGAAGAGAUACUAGAAACUGAAGUGCACCAAUUUCUGACGCUUAUUAAAUCCGAUGACCUGAACAUAUCCAGAGAGGAGAGCAUUCUGGACCUAGUUCUGAGAUGGGUAAAUCACAACCGAGAACUGCGCACGGAGCAUCUUGUGGAGCUUUUGAAGCAAGUGAGGUUGCAACUGGUAAGUCCUUCUUUUUUAAGACAAGCCCUGAAAAGGAACACGAUGCUUCUAUGUGAUGCAAACUGCAUUGACAUCAUUCAAAACGCAUUCAAAGCCAUCAAGACCCCCCAACAGCACGCUCUCAACCUUCGCUACGGCAUGGAGACCACCAGUCUCUUGCUGUGCAUUGGCAACAACUCUACAGGAAUCAGGUCAAGACGCAGGAACUACGGGGAUGCCAGUUUUUGCUAUGAUCCUGCAUCCCGCAAGACCUAUUUCAUCUCGUCUCCCAAGUAUGGGGAGGGUUUAGGCACUGUGUAUACUGGUGUCGUCAUGGAAAACAACACUAUCGUUGUGGCUGGAGAAGCGAGCGCCUCUAAACUCUCCAGACAGAAGAGCAAGAAUGUUGAAAUCUAUAGGUAUCACGAUAGAGGAAACCAGUUUUGGGAGAAGUUAUGCACUACAGAAUUUCGAGAGCUCUACGCUCUGGGCACUGUCCAUAACCACCUCUAUGUUGUAGGAGGACAGAUGAAAAUUAAAAACCAGUAUCUUAUUACAAACUAUGUUGACAAGUACUCUGUAGAACGGGACACUUGGAGAAGGGUGUCUCCCCUUCCACUGCAACUGGCGUGUCAUGCAGCAGUUACCGUGAAUAAUAAACUUUACGUGAUUGGAGGCUGGACCCCUCAGAUGGACCUUCCUGAUGAAGAACCUGAUCGAUUAAGCAACAAGCUGUUGACGUAUGACCCCAGCCAAGAUCAAUGGACAGAGCGGGCCCCCAUGAAGUACUCGAAAUACCGGUUCAGCACAGCUGUGGUCAACAGUGAGAUUUAUGUUUUGGGUGGAAUCGGCUGUGUAGGACGAGACAAGGGCCAGGUUCGGAAGUGCCUUGAUGCGGUGGAGAUCUACAACCCGGACGGGGACUUCUGGAGGGAGGGCCCACCCAUGCCCACCCCCCUGCUCUCACUUCGCACCAACUCUACCAACGCAGGCGCCGUGGACGGGAAGCUGUACGUCUGCGGGGGCUUCCACGGAGCAGGAACCAGCCUUUGUGUUGCACACAGUUGAGGAGAAUUAAGCUGAAUUGCCCACAGGAGCUGCAAGGAGGCGGCUUCUCUGAGUGGAAGAGGCAGAAGGGCUUGGUCCAGGGUCAGGGACCUGGGUUUCCAGAGGCACAGAGAGAAGACGGUGGUGGCAGAUGACACCUAGCGGCAGCAACCUGGUUCGUGCUCAGAAAAGCCUCCAAGAGAUGACAUCACAGCCUUGGGAACUUGCAAAAGAGUCCUCGCAGGCUUGGCACACAGAAAUCCUGCGUUUCCAGGGACCAGGUGGGCUUGGACACCAUGAAGAACGGGAUGCCAAAGCCCCCCCUGCCCCCCGCGUCUUGUAGCUUAGGUGUGUACCUGGAUCCUUGUAUGACCAUGAGGAGGGCUUCCUUCCAGAAGGCUCAGCAAACUAAAAACGGGAUAAACUUGAAAAUCCCACAUCGAGACACAUCUUAAUCAGACUUCUAAAACUAAAGACAAAAUGUUUAAGAGCCAGAGAAAAACAAGAGUUAACACAUGAAGAGAAAUUAUUAGAAUAACUGUGAGUUUCUCAAACCAAAGAGACCAGGAGACAGUGGAGCAGAAGGUAAGCACGAAAGACCCAGCUAUCUGGAAUUACCUACCCACCAAAGUAUCCUUCGGAACUGAGAACAAAAUUAAGAUCAGGCUGUCUCAGAUGGAGAAAAACUAAGAGAAUUUAUUACCGGCAGACCUGCUCUAAAAAAGAAAGUUACGGAAUUCUUCAAACGAAAGGCAAGUGGCAUCACUGAGAAACUUGGAACCUCAGGGAUCCAGGAAGAGAAGGAGAAACAGUGGAAACCUGGGUAAAUAUGAUGGACGUUUUCCUCCUCUUCAGCUCUUUAACACACGAAUGGCAGCUGACAGCAAAAAUUCCCACACCGUCUGGUAGUGUUCUCACUGUGGGCGAGGGCUGCGCAGAGACGGCCGUCUCCCUUGUGGUGACCGUCACACGUAAAGGCAG